Molecule: messenger RNA, 1017 nt
Organism: Candidozyma haemuli
Lineage: Eukaryota; Fungi; Ascomycota; Pichiomycetes; Serinales; Metschnikowiaceae
Gene: ARC35
Product: Arc35p
Exons: 1
Coding region: 1-1017 (338 amino acids)
Biological process (GO): actin filament polymerization; Arp2/3 complex-mediated actin nucleation
Cellular component (GO): actin cytoskeleton; Arp2/3 protein complex
Molecular function (GO): structural constituent of cytoskeleton; actin filament binding
Source: RefSeq, a predicted model, not a curated record
AUGUUGCAGAUCGAUAAAAGCAACCUCUUGAUAAAGAAAACGUUGACGGAAAGGUUAUUUCCUGAGCCGGAUGCCCAAUUGAAGUCUUUGGACAGAAUCAUCAGUGACUUUGACUUUACCAACUACCAUGUUUCCACGUUGGACGACAGACAGCUAAUCUUGAUUUCUGUGUAUUUGCAAUGUUGGAACGACUUGACAAAAUACGGUGUUUCCGAGUACUUGAAGCUGAAGUACCAGAAGUACUCUGAGUUUUUGAGCACUGUGGAUGAUGUGGAGUCCGGCUACAACUUCAGUUUUGUCUUGGACACUGGAGCCUUGGCUUCCAAGUCAGACGACGUCAAGCAGGAAUUGAUUGAGGAGUUGGCUUUAUUGAAGAGACAUGCCAUUGCUUCUGCAUUUGAGAAGGCCUUCAGCCGUUACGACCAGCUUGCAGAGCAAUUCAAGGACCAAGAUACCUAUGCCGAGGAAAUCAGGGCUGAGUUGAAGAGCGAAGAAGUCCUUGUGAUCAAGUACAGAGGUGAGGAUGAAUGUAUUUACAUUAAGCCUUCCUUCGACCGUGUGACUGUCAUCUUCUCAACUAUUUUCAAGGAUGAGACCGAUAAAAUCUUUGGUAAGGUGUUCUUGCAAGAAUUCGUUGAUGCCCGUAAGAGAUCUGUUCAGACCGCUCCACAAGUGAUGUUUACUCAAAAAGAGCCUCCUUUGGAUAUUCAGAACGCUGUUACCAGACGUCACGAUGACGACAACAAGGGCUAUGUUACGUUUGUCUUGUUCCCAAGACACUUGACAAAGGGAGAACGCAGAGAUAACUGUAUAUCAUACAUCCAGUUCUUCCGUAAUUACUUCCACUACCAUAUCAAAUGUGCCAAGGCAUACAUGCACACGAGAAUGAGACAUAGAGUCAGAGGGUUCUUGAAGGUGUUGAACAGAGCCAAGCCAGAGAAUGUCGACGAUGAUGGAAAGGCUAUCGACAACAGAAAGACAGCUAGCGGUCGUAAAUUCGAAGCCGGGAGGGUUUAG